UCUCUCUCUCUCUUUCUCUCUCUCUCUAAAAUUCUCAUUUGUCCACACUCACAGCAAUUCACACUUCACGAAGAAGAUCAUCACAGUGAAAAAUGUACUUCAACGAGCCAGACCACCACCAAUCGAUCGAAUUCGAACCAUACACCACUCCACACUCAUCAUCACCACACCAAUCCUCAACCUGCUCACAAGGCCACCGAUCCUCUCUCAAUCUCCAAACCCUAGAAGGCGGUUCUAUCUGCUUGCUUUGCCUCUCCAAUCUCAUCUCCAACCCUCGAUCUCCGACAAUCCAUGUCUCCUACGCUCUCUCUCAGCUCUCUCAUGCCAUCUCUCAGCCUCCUUUCCUCCGAGACCUCCUCAGCUUUCACCCUCACUUCCUCGUCUCUCCCCUCGUCGAAGCCCUAUCGUGCUUCGAUGAUGAGCCCAUCGCUCGCCAAGUGAUCGAUCUCGUGUCGGAGAUGUGUAAUUCGGGCGGUGAUUUGGUGUGCGGUGAGUUCGUGGCUAGGAUCGCCAGUCGGCUCUCGUCUGGUGCGUUGGCGUGGAGUCGUCGCCAGGUGUACGCGCUUCACUGCUUAGGCAUUCUUUUGGGUUAUCAGAAAAAUAACCCGUAUUCCCACAUGAGUGACAAAGAUGCCCUUAUUUCCAACCUUAUCACUGGUCUUCAGUUACCAAGUGAAGAAAUUCGAGGAGAGGUCCUCUUUGUUCUGUACAAAUUAUCCAUCCUCCAAUAUACAUACAAGGAUGAUGAUGCCACUGAUGUUUUCUAUUCCUGUUGUCCCAAGCUCUUGCACUUGUCACUAGAAGCCCUCAUGAAGACUCAGAGCGAUGAUGUUCGCUUGAAUUGUGUAGCGCUUCUGACGGUUUUGGCUCAGAGAGGGUUCUUUGAGAAUGCAUGUGCAAGUGAUACAAGCUGCAAGAAUUCUUGUGAAGCUGACAACUUCAUGCAAAAAACAGAACAUGUAAUAGAUGGGCCACCUCUGAAUGUCUUGUUUGCUGAGGCCGUCAAAGCCCCAUUGCUUUCUUCAGAUAGUGAAGUGCAAGUUAGCACAUUGGACUUAAUCUUUCUUUAUCUGUCAUGGGAAGGUGGUUCAGGCAACGAAAUCCGAAUAUUGAUUGAAGAAAACAUUGCAGAUUAUGUGUUUGAAAUACUAAGAUUGUCAGGUUGCAAAGAUCCUGUGCUCACCUCUUGCCUUCAGGUUCUUGACCUUUUAUCAACAGAUGAACAGGCUUUCAUACAAAGGCUUGCUAUUGGAUUCUCAACUCUGGUUCCUGCUCUGUGUUAUGUAGCUGAAGUUCCUUUUCAUCCUGUCCAAGCUCAGACACUAAAUCUCAUUUGGAACUGUAUUUCAAAUUGCCCUGGAAUAGUAUCCACUUCUUACAUUGAAGAUCUGGGCCUUAUCUUGACAGGGAUGCUUAAAAGAUAUACUGAUGGGGAGACUGGUAUGGUCACAGAGACAUUCUCUAUGGCCUGCUCAAUCCUUGUAGCUAUUAUGAAAUCUCCGUCUUCUCAUGAGUCUUCAAAUUUCUCAACAUCAGUUCAAGAUGCAUCAAGACAUGCCAUUCUCACUUGUUUAACCCACCAUGGAAAAUAUCCCAGCCAACUGUUGCACUCCCUCUAUCUGCUGAAAGAGGCAUAUGCAUACAGUUAUGAAGGAAACUCCACAAACUCCUUUGAUAUGGAGCUAAGAAACUGUGUUAUAAACAUAUGUAAAGCAAAUUUAUUGCCUUGGUUUGUAACAGCUAUCAAUGAAAUGGAGGAGGACAGUGUUCUUGGUGUACUGGAAACUUUUCAUUCGAUACUGCUUCAGGAUUCUGAUAUCCAGCCCACAGAAUUUGCAAAUAUUCUGGUCUCUUCCUCUUGGUUUAGUUUUACAUUUGGAUGUUUAGGUUUAUUUCCAACAGAAAAGAUGAAAUGGAGAGUUUAUCAGACAUUCAGUUCAAUCAUGGAUGUUCUUCAUGGAAAUGACUUUGGGCAACCCAUUAGAGAUGUUGCUUUACAUCUGCCGUCUGAUCCUAUCGAUUUGCUGUUCCUGCUAGGGCAAAAGAGUUCCAAUAAUUUAGAAUUGUUUUCUUGUCAAACCGCAGUUUUGUUGAUACUAUAUACUAGCUCAUUGUAUGAUGAUAGGCUUGCAGAUGAGAAGCUGGUUUUAGCUUCUCUAGAGCAAUAUAUUCUAGUUAACAGCAGUGAAUUCCGAUAUGGGGCUUCUGAUUCAGUGCCAAUGGAGCUUUUGGUAAAUCUUUAUGGCCUGUAUAGGGGUCUUGCCAAGAAGAGUUACCAAAUUUCCUACAGUCCAGAGGCUGAAAGAAUUCUUUUCCAUCUAGUGACUGAAAAAGAAUGGGAUUUUCCUUCUUCAAGAAUUCACUCGACAUCGCUGAAAUGGUUGUUUCAACAAGAGAAAAUCUGCAAGCCAUUGUGUAACCAGAUCCUGAAGCUGUGCAGAUGCAAUAGCUCACAAGGAAACCACAUCAUCAUGCAUGGAAACAGUAGUCAAAACAUAGGUGUACAUAGAAUAGGGGAGUUAGCUGCAUCAGGAGAUAACUUUGCAGCUACACUUCUGGUGUAUGUUUUGAAAGAUCUCAUAGAAGAACACCAAGAUCAUGACAUUGUUUCAGUAGUUAGUAUUUUGGCAGAAAUCAUCAACAUUUUUCCAGCUGCUUCAGACCAAUUAUGUUUGCAUGGGAUAGGCAGUGUGAUCCAGAAUCUUUAUUAUUAUUCAAGGCAUUCUUCUUCACCGAUGUUCAUGGUCAUCUGUCAACUUACUUUUAGCAUUCUAUAUUCAGUGCAUUCUGAAUCGCUUUCUGAUGAUGAUGAAGUUUGGCUUGCAAUCACAAUGAAGUUGAUGGACUACCUGGUCCCCUCAGUUGCUGCCGAUAGGUGGACUGAAGAAUGCCUGAUAAUAAUUGGCAUUUUUUCCUUAAUUUUGAACCAUUCCACUAAACAAGCACUGGUUGAAACUUCAAAAACUAUACUUUUGAGUACUCCCUUGGUCUCCAUAAUUAACAACACAAUCCAUGUAGCCUGUUCAAAGGGACCUGCUUUAAUUGAUCACGACGAAGGAACAGAAACAGGAGAAACCCUGUUAUUUGUGCUUUUACUACACUUCUUUUCAUUGCGAAGUGUGCAUGCUGUUCUACGAGGGAGUGUGGAAUGGCAAAAUUUUCUUGAUCAAGAAAAUGGGAUGCAGCCACUAUCCUUCAUAUGCAUUCACUGCCAUGAUUUGUGCAGGCUGGUGCAUUUUGGUUCUGCUCCUGUCAAGCUGGUUGCUUCGUAUUGCCUGUUGGAGCUGUUUACCAGAAUAUCAGACCAGAAAAAUGAAAAAUCAGAAAAGUUAAACUUCACCGCCAGAUAUCUAUUGUCUGUAAUGGCUGUAUUAGAAGGCCUAGUUUUCUGCAAUGAUAUUAGAGUGGCCAUGAAUUGUAGCCUCUGUUUAUCAAUGAUUCUGGGUUGGGAAAAGCUGGAUACGGAAUUACGAGCCAAGCGAAGAAACAACUGGUGCAGGCUGAUUGUAGAAGAGCUAGCAAUGUCUUUGGCAGUCCCAUGUUUGGCAUCUGAAUCAUUUAUGAUUCAGCACAAGCCUGCUGUUCAUGUGGCAGUCGCAUUGUUGAAACUGCAUAAGGUUCCUGAGUGGAUGAGUUAUGUUUUUGAUGAUUCUUGUAUAUUUGGUAUAGUUAACAACCUUUCAGCAAACAAUGUGAGUGCUGAGAUGGUGCUUUUAUUUCGAGAGCUAAUGAAUGCCGGUUACCUGAAAACUGAGCAAAUUGCUAGUCUAAAUCGGGUAUUCCAGGUAUGCAGGAAACGUCUAUAUGCCAACGAUACUCAAGAUACCGAAGGAGAGGAGCAUAUGGAGAAGGUUGGAGCCAUCCGAUAUGAUGAUACAGGAAAAGUGUGUCAGUCUCUUAUUAAGAUCAUGUCAUCCGAAACAUCUCUAGGUAUAUUCCCACUUAAAAGUAAUAGAUUGUUAGAAGAAAUAGAACUGUUUUCAAAAAGCUUGAUGGAAGAAGAUGACAUCUAAGGGGAGUUUUUAGAUAACUGAAUUUUACAUUGCUCACUCAGUGAGAAAAUGAUCUGUCAUUCUUCUAGUCAAUGGCACUUGAAACCUUAAAGGCACUGUUUUCAAAGUUGAAUAAAAUUGUAGAGAUUGAAAUACGUAGACACAGUAAAGAUUUUAAGUGAAUAAUUUAUUAAAAAUAGAUGUCAUCUUGAAUAUGUUCAACGUAUUAAUUAAUGUUGUUGACAUA
Molecule: messenger RNA, 4239 nt
Organism: Camellia sinensis
Lineage: Eukaryota; Viridiplantae; Streptophyta; Magnoliopsida; Ericales; Theaceae
Gene: PRD1
Product: putative recombination initiation defect 1
Biological process (GO): meiotic DNA double-strand break formation
Source: RefSeq, a predicted model, not a curated record